Hippocampus comes (tiger tail seahorse) is the source of this 4512-nucleotide messenger RNA. It is a transcript of the gene golga2, whose product is annotated as golgin A2. The coding region runs from base 31 to 3381 and encodes 1116 amino acids. The transcript is spliced from 28 exons. The record is from RefSeq and is a predicted model, not a curated record. Gene Ontology annotation, biological process: Golgi organization. NCBI's taxonomy places the organism in Eukaryota, Metazoa, Chordata, Actinopteri, Syngnathiformes, Syngnathidae. Gene Ontology annotation, molecular function: protein binding. Gene Ontology annotation, cellular component: cis-Golgi network; Golgi cis cisterna; Golgi apparatus.
CUUGGAUCUUAUGCAUCAGACAGCAAAUUGAUGACGUGGUUCCACCGGGCCGUUGAUCACCACCACGGCAGCAGCAGGAUGGCCGACCAGAGCAGGCAAACAAAACUCGCCGCAGCCAAGAAAAAGCUCAAGGAGUUUCAGCAGAAAAGCACUCCAACCAGUGUUGGAGGAGACAAAGGAGGAGCUGGAGGAGUUUUUGGCGGUGCAGUGGCCAAGAAGAAGAGGAAAGUGAAAGGACCCAACCAGUACGAUGCGACCUCGAUUGACAGAAACUCCCCAGACAAUUAUGACAAUAUUCUCAAAGUGCUUAGUCAAAGCAAUGGAGUAGUCCUGCCUCCAUAUGGCAAAAGUCAGACUGUAGCCAACAUGGAGACCAACAUGUCCUCGGGUCCCCCUCCAACGACUGAGCUCGACGGGGGCUCACCCCUGUCAAACGCUACUACUACUAACACCACUACUAACCUUCAGAGUGUCGGAUACCACACUGACAUGCUGCAGGACUACCCUGACACCAAUGGCAAUGAGAAUUUAACAGAGGAGAAUAGACAGCUGUCAUCCACGGAGAGCCUGCGACAGCUCUCUCAGCAACUGAACGGCCUGGUCUCUGAAUCAUCUGCUGCAUACGUGAAUGGCGACAGUAUGCCGUCCAUUGGCGAGAGAGAAUUGGACAGUCGGAACCAGGAGCUGUCUGCUGCCCUGGAGUCCAGCAACUUAACAAACUCUCAGCUCAAUACCAAGCUUGACCAGCUGGCACUACAAUCUCAGGAGCUCACAGAUCAGCUGCAGAAGGAGCGAAAGGAAUUUGAGCAAAAGUUUUCCAAAGAGCAGGGAGCCAUGCGGGAGCAAUUACAGGUUCACAUUCAAACGAUUGGCAUCCUGGUCUCGGAGAAAUCUGAGCUACAAACCGCACUACAGUACACACAGCAGGCCGCCAGACAGAAAGCAGGAGAAGCAGAGGAGCUGACGAGCCGAUUGCAGUCAACAAAGCAGAGAGUGUCAGAGUUGGAGAGAACGCUGUCAUCCGUGUCCACGCAACAGAAACAGUUUGAAAAACACAACAAAGAGUUAGAAAAAGAGAGAGACGCCCUGAGGCUCGAGAUAUUUAGACAAAACAAUUUGAGCGACGAGUCCAAACAGCAGAGUUCGGAGCUGUCAGAGCAGCUCAGGCAGAGAGCGCAAGAGACUGGUGCAUUGCGGUUGGAGGUGGAGGAUCUCCGCAAGAGGCUCGAGAUCGCCGACCUCAUGUUGCAGCAGUGCUCCACCCAGUCGGAUCCCAGCAGUGCCAACCAGCAGAUCCAGUUACUGCUGGAAGAAAAGCAGCAGGUGGAAGUGCACAAUCACCAGCUGAUGGAAUCUGUUGCCCAGCUGAAGACGGAGAGGGACUGCUAUGCGGAACAGAUCCAGGAGGGCGGCCGCGUUUGGAAGGACAAAACAGAGCAGCUGCUAACACAAGUGUCACUUGUCGCCGAAGAGAGGGACAGAAAUAUCGAACGAGUCCAAGAACUUGAAGCCACAAUCACAGAGCUCAGAAAUGCAGCAGCAUUACUGUCCCGAGAGAGAGAAGACCAGAGUAUGGGAGAACCUCAGUCCUCAGGGCCUUCAGAGAGUGAAAUGGCUCUACGGGAAUCACUCAACAGUCUGCAACUGGAAAAGGACUCUCUCAAUGAACAGUACCAGUCGCAGCUGCGCGACAAUGAGCAGCUGAGUCGCCUGUGCUCCGAGCAAGAGGCGCGCCUGUCAGAUCUGGAGCAGCAGGCGGAGAGCCAAGCCCAGGAGGCCGACGACCGUCGCCGCAUGCUCGAAGACGUUCAGUCAGACAAGGCAACCAUCAGCCGCGCUCUCACGCAGAACCGAACGUUGAAGGACCAGCUUGCUGAGUUGCAGAACGGCUUUGUUCAACUGACAAAUGAGAACAUGGAGCUGACCUCCGCCAUUCAGUCAGAGCAGCAUGUUAAGAAGGAGCUGGCGCGCAGAAUGGGCGAGCUUCAAGAGCAACUGCACAAUGUGAAAGAGCAGCUGGAAGAGAAAUACAAGGAAGCUCAAGGUCUGGUCGAGCAGAGAGACCAGGUGGCGGCCCAUCUGCAGCAGUACAGCGCCGCCUACCAGGCACUGGCCUCCGAGAGAGAGCAGCUCCACCGGCAGUAUUUCACGCAGAGCCAGCUCAUGGACCGGCUGCAACAUGAUGAGUCCCAGGGCCGCGCUCAGCUGGAAGUCAGCCAGAACGAACUGAAGCGAGCGCAGGAGCAUUUGGAUCAUUUGGUGCAAGAUAACGAGCAUUUGAAGGCUGAGGUGAGGGAGCUGCUCAACAGUUCGGCUCUAGCCAUGGCGCCCAGAGAUGAAGGAGAUGGAGUGGAGAGCAAGUUGCCUCAAGAAACCAUUCCAGAGUCAUCCGCCAUCAUCGUCCCGCAAGACUUUGAGAGCCAAAAAGAAAUGGAAGAGUUCAUUCACGAUGCUUUGGCUCGUUUGGAGGCCGAGCGGGACGAGGCAAAGAGGCAGCUGAGGGAGGAGCAGCGACUCCACGCAGCAGCAAAGCACCGGGCGGCCGCAGCUCUCAGCCUGCAGCAGCACAGCCACCAUGGGCAUGACCAUGACCAUGACCAUCAUGAUCACCAUCACCAUCAUGAACACGAACACACUCAGGGCCAACACAGUCAUUGUGAACACAGUCACCAUUCAGAAGGAGAAGGAGUGCCGGUGGAAGUUCAUCAGGCGUUACAGAUGGCAAUGGAGAAGCUCCAAGAGCGCUUCACCUCACUCAUGCAGGAGAAGGCUGACCUGAAGGAGCGCGUGGAGGAGUUGGAGCACCGUUGCAUCCAGCUCUCCGGCGAGACAGACACCAUCGGAGAGUACAUUGCCCUGUACCAGAACCAAAGGGCCAUCAUGAAGCAGAAGCACCAGGAGAAGGAACAAUACAUCAGCAUGCUGGCUCAGGACAAAGAAGAGAUGAAGGCUAAGCUGGCAGAGCUGCAGGACCUGGUCAUGAGGCUGGUGGCGGAGCGGAAUGACUGGUAUGGCAAAUAUGCCAGUGUCGUCGGUGGCGUGGCUUCGGCGAACCCCGACCUUCUUCCUGUUGGCGAGGACCACCGUCACCCCGAACUCCAAGCACACGGUGACGACCUCAGUGCUGCCAGCGGAGCAGAAACCAUGGAGAUCAUUCCCCUUUCCGAGCCCACCGCUGGCCAGGAAGCACCAUCGCAUCACAGCCCGCCCCCUGCGGAGCCCAAGGAGGACGGCACGGCGCAGCAGAUCAUGCAGCUGCUGCAGGAGAUCCAGAACCCGCAGGGGCUACCGCGGCCGCCCCCAUUCAUGGGCGAGAACCCCUGCAUCCCCUUCUUCUACCGUCCCGACGAGCAGGAUGAGGUGAAGAUCCUGGUUGUGUGAAACUGCAACGCCGCUCAUCCGUCUAUUUAGCAGCAUCCAAAAUGGCCGCCGCCCCCUUUUCCGUACGCUCAAGUGCAAUAACAGGCCCUCGCAUCUCCUUACUUAUGACACAUCAGGUUUGAAUGUAUUACUUAUCAAAAAACUGGAGUGUGCGUGUUUGUAUGUGCGAAUGUGAGGCGGAGUCUGAGAGAUGACGAGCUCAUAGAAAUGAAUUGCACUAAAACGGUUUGUACAAAGCGUCAAGAUGACGGACCCUAUGACGCCUCUGCAGCCGAGGGUGCCAUUUUGAAGGAAAUAAGUAGGAUGGAUGGAAAAGUUCUAGUUACAAAUUCACUCCCAAGGAAUUUACCAAAAUAGUUUCUGUCAUCCAUCAUGACCUGAAUUGCUCAUAUUGUACCAGGCAGCCAUGAAAAUCCUUUCCCAUCAUCAAAGGAACGUUGCGCCACUUCCUUGUUCCUCCUUUUUCCUUUGGUCAUUCUGUUACUUUCCUUCCAAAUACGCCACCGUUUGACAUCCUUCUCUGACGGCAGUUGUUCAACUAUAUCAGGGGUGUCUGAACUUCAACCGGCGGCCAUUAGUAGCCUGCCGCAAUGUAAACUAUUGUGAUGGAUUGAUUUUUAGCUUGUUUAACAAAUUGAAGUUGGAGAAUUUCAAAGUGGCCCUUAGAAAUCUUCAUCCUCAAUUUGUCUCUAUGUGGUCCUCUGAGUAAAACUUGUGUGCACCCCGAGAGAGAGAGAAAAAGAGAGAGGGUGGUUUCCCUUUACGCUGUUACUUUAUGAUAGAAUGUGAGGAAGAGGGAGAGCAGUGAUCAUACAGGUUGAGUGGUGUGUGUAUAUACUGUAAGUGUGUGUAUCAUAUUGUAUAUUAUUGUGGCUGGGUGUGUGUAUGUGCAGAUGGACAUGGUUAGUGACAGACAGGCUGACAUUUAAUACAAAGAAUGAUUAAAAGAAGAGAGGAAAUAUACUAUUUAUUAUUAUUCUUAUUUGGAAUGAUUUCAUGUCUCAACCAAUCAGUUUUUGAUGUUUAAUUAGGAGUGAGUGUUGAGAAUGAAGGAAGUGACCUGAUUUGUUGGCCUUGAUUACCUCCCCCCUCCCACCCCCGCCUCUAUUGAAUAAAACUGAUUGAGCAACA